GCCCACUGGCGCCCUUGAGCCCAUAUCUUUCAUUGUAGGCUACUCUUGUUUCAGAACAACUCGUGAAGAUGGCUGAAGUUGCACCUGCUGCUCCCGCUGCUGCCGCCGCUGCUCCGGCUAAAGCAACAAAGAAGAAGACCGCGGUGAAGGCGAAGAAUGCCGGACCAAGUGUCAGCGAAUUGAUUGUCAAAACCGUGUCUGCCUCCAAGGAGCGUAGCGGGGUUACUGUGCCAUCGAUGAAGAAAGCCCUGGCUGCCGAUGGCUACAACGUUGAGAAAAACAACUCACGCGUCAACACCACCAUCAAAGCUCUGGUUCUUAAGGGAACUUUGAUUCAGGUGAAGGGCGCCGGAGCUUCUGGGUCUUUUAAGAUCAACAAGGAGGUAAAGGCGAAGAAGCCAGAGGUCAAGAAGGCAGCUGCCCCUAAAGCCAAGAAGCCCGCAGUCAAGAAACCUGCCGCUGCCAAGAAGACUACCCCAAAGAAGGUCAAGAAAACUGCUGUCAAGAAAGCUACCCCGAAGAAGGUGAAGAAGCCCGUCGCGGCCAAGAAGGUGACGCCCAAGAAAGUUGUCAAGAGUCCCAAGAAAGCGGCUAAGCCCGUUGCUAAGAAGACCCCGGCGAAGAAGGCAACCAAGCCCAAAACAGUCAAGAAGGCAGCCCCAAAGAAGAAGUAAAUUCUCUCAUCAAGCUUCCUUGAUCUCUGCACCCCACAAAGGCUCUUUUAAGAGCC
Messenger RNA from Gadus chalcogrammus (walleye pollock), 730 nucleotides. RefSeq names its product histone H1-like. The transcript has a single exon. Lineage: Eukaryota; Metazoa; Chordata; Actinopteri; Gadiformes; Gadidae. The record is from RefSeq and is a predicted model, not a curated record. Gene Ontology annotation, cellular component: nucleosome. Bases 69 to 674 code for a protein of 201 amino acids. Gene Ontology annotation, molecular function: DNA binding; structural constituent of chromatin. Gene Ontology annotation, biological process: nucleosome assembly.